AUGACUAAGCUCCCGGUGCGAAUGCAUUUGAUGUACACUCUGGGUGCCGAUGGCAAGCGUGUCUACACGCUGAAGAAGGUCGUCGAUGGCAAGGUGUCCAAGUCUGCUCACCCUGCUCGCUUCUCUCCCGACGACAAGUACUCCCGCCACCGUGUCACCCUGAAGCGCCGCUAUGGUCUUCUCCUCACCCAGCAGCCUGAGGAGGUUCCUUCAUCUUGA
Penicillium oxalicum is the source of this 219-nucleotide messenger RNA. Its product is annotated as H/ACA ribonucleoprotein complex subunit NOP10. The transcript has 5 exons. NCBI's taxonomy places the organism in Eukaryota, Fungi, Ascomycota, Eurotiomycetes, Eurotiales, Aspergillaceae. Gene Ontology annotation, biological process: rRNA pseudouridine synthesis; positive regulation of telomerase RNA localization to Cajal body; snRNA pseudouridine synthesis. The record is from RefSeq and is a predicted model, not a curated record. Gene Ontology annotation, molecular function: telomerase RNA binding; box H/ACA snoRNA binding. Gene Ontology annotation, cellular component: box H/ACA snoRNP complex; box H/ACA telomerase RNP complex. Bases 1 to 219 code for a protein of 72 amino acids.